This is a messenger RNA of Poeciliopsis prolifica (blackstripe livebearer), 2677 nucleotides long. RefSeq names its product short chain dehydrogenase/reductase family 42E, member 1 (gene sdr42e1). The coding region runs from base 798 to 1964 and encodes 388 amino acids. The transcript is spliced from 3 exons. Lineage: Eukaryota; Metazoa; Chordata; Actinopteri; Cyprinodontiformes; Poeciliidae. Gene Ontology annotation, biological process: steroid biosynthetic process. The record is from RefSeq and is a predicted model, not a curated record. Gene Ontology annotation, molecular function: 3-beta-hydroxy-Delta5-steroid dehydrogenase (NAD+) activity.
CUCCAGGAAUCUUGUGGCUAAGAAAAAAAAUACUAAACUAUGACCACUAGAGGGCACUUCAAAAUAACUAAACAUACCUCAUUUUUCUUUCUACAUUUGGUUGCACGUCAUAAUUUACAGCAUUUCAAGGAAUUGUGUUAUGUUUUUAAUGUGUCAUACAGAAGUUAGAAGAAGAUUCCUGUAGUCAAAGCUUCAAAAUAUUUCUACUGUUAUUCUGGAAAAAAAUACAAAGGUUUCCGGUUUAGAAAAAAAUACAUUUUAAUGAACUAAUUGAAAUUCGACUUAUCGAUGCUAUGAUUGAGUUCAGCUGCUAAAUAAUUUAAUUUAAUUUAAAGUGCUAAGGUUAAAUUUUUAUAUUUUGAACUUAUAUAAUAUGUAAAACUCUUCGUAUUCCGCAUACCGAUGCAACAAAACCAUAGUCCUAGAUUACAUAGACACCACGCGACCGCCAUAUUGCUAGUGGCAUUUGCUUGCGGUUAUAACAUUAGUUUAUCUCAGUGUAACAGCAUGUUACUCUGAGAUAUAAAUCUCCAACAAAAAGUCCAUUGCUUUUUAAAUCCAGGAGUCUUUAUUGUAUUAUCUUUUUUAUUUGUUUUGAAAGACCUUGUCACUCGCAAAAUGGCGAACGCCGCUGGCGAACAGCGUCUUGUUUUCGUACGUCUAUACGUUUCAGUGAUCGGACGUGAAUACGUAACAGAUCAGGGAAGUGCUCGCCGGACUGCUCUGCCUGCUGCUAUCAGUACAGUGAGCAUUUCUGUCGUUGUGUUCCAGCUUUUGAAGAGAUUGCCGCUCUUGCAAUGGAAAGCAGGCAGAUGGACAAAAAUGUGUUUUUAUUGACAGGAGGUUGUGGCUAUUUUGGAUUUCGCCUAGCUUGCGCUCUGCAUAAAAGAGGAGCCAGAAUCGCUCUAUUUGACACCAUUCCUCCACGCCAAGAACUUCCUGAAGACAUGAUGUUUGUGCAAGGAGAUAUUCGUGACUAUGCACAAGUUGAGAAGGCCGUGUUUGGUGUAGAUUGUGUGUUUCACAUAGCCUCUUAUGGGAUGUCUGGUAGAGAGCAGCUGAAUCGACGCCUGAUUGAGGCAGUCAACGUUCAGGGGACGAAGAACAUCCUGAGAGCUUGUGUGGAGAACAGAGUAUCAAGGUUGGUUUACACCAGUACUUUCAAUGUGGUUUUUGGAGGCCAAGUGAUAGAGAAUGGCGAUGAAAGUCUUCCUUAUCUGCCGCUCCACCUUCAUCCCGACCACUACUCUAGAACCAAGUCCUUGGCGGAGAUGGCAGUGCUACAGGCAAACGGAGCAGCUCUGUUUGGUAGCCCUGGGGUCCUGAGAACCUGUGCCCUGCGCCCAGCAGGUAUCUAUGGGCCUGGUGAGCAGAGGCACCUGCCUAGGAUAGUUAGCUACAUAGAGAGUGGGAUCUUUAGGUUUGUUUAUGGUAGUCCCAGCAGUUUGGUGGAGUUUGUCCACGUGGAUAACCUGGUGUCUGCCCACAUGCUAGCUGCAGAGGCUUUAACUUCAGAGAAGCAGCAUCGCUCUGCUGGCCAGGCUUACUUCAUUUCUGACGGCAGGCCGGUCAAUAACUUUGAAUUCUUCCGACCUCUGGUUGAAGGCUUAGGUUACCCUUUCCCGAAACUCCGCCUCCCCAUCUCUCUCAUCUACCUGUUUGCCUUUCUCACCGAAAUGAUUCACCAUCUCAUCGGCCCGUUCUACAACUUUCAGCCCCUGCUAACGCGCACCGAGGUGUAUAAAACUGGAGUCACGCAUUAUUUCAGCAUGGCAAAGGCCAAAGCGGAGCUGGGAUAUGAGCCGCAGAAGCACAACUUGGACGAGGUGGUGCAGUGGUUCAAAAGCAGAGGCCACGGGAAGAGACGUCACGGCUCCGUCUUCAGGAGAUUCAUACUCAACUUCCUGUUUGUUUCUGCUUUUAUUGCUGUGGUUUUGUCGUUCCUGCCAGUUGCUGGCAGCUGAUGAAAAGCUCUUUAAGCUGCAAUCAGUCAAUCAAAAUGAACUUAUACAGCAAAGUGUAACACAAAGUGCUUCAGAUGCUUGAUGAAGAGACAGAUUCUUUGCUUUUUAUGUUUUAAUUGAUUUAAAAUCUUCACACUUCAACGCAGAAAUCAAUCAUGUGUUUCAUUUGAAGCUAAAAACAAAAGAAAACUCUUUGUUGCUUAUAAUGACUCAAACAACACUACCUCUCUGUUUUCAUUCAGCCGAUCGGGAUAAAGACUCAUAAUUACAUGGUUUAUUGAUAUACUUUAUCCGUAUUAUUAGAAGUUAAUGCAGUCUGACAACUGUGAUCAACAUUCAUUGUUUUUUUUUUUUUAAAGUCAAACUCAGAAUAUCAACAAUGUUUUAGGAAUAAAAAUAUGAUUUUGUACACUUUCUUACAUUAAAGUUAUGCUCUCUCAGUAGGAGGAAUUGAUGGUAACUCUAAGCACUCAGCCGGACUUCCUGGGAUGGAUUGCUUUUUCCAACUUUCACUGUACUGUGUUAGAAACAGGGCUGAGUUACACUGUAUGUAAUUGGAUAUGAAUGUGACUUGAUUGAAUUAUUUUGAACUGCACUUGGACCAAAUUAAAUUCUAUGUUUCUGCAGAUGAAUUGGAUCUCAUUGUAAAGUGCCUUUAAGACAGCAUUUGUUACACUUUCACACUAUAAAUAAACAGAAUGAAUUUGUUUGUA